CAGUCCCCCUCUACCCGCCAUGCAGCCCCCCACGGCUCGGGACCUGCCCCCAGGCAGGCGCGUGGUGGCCCUGCUGCUGGCGGUGCUGGCGUGGGUGCCCGGCGGGGCUCCCUUCUGCCCCGCGCUCUGCACCUGCUACGUCUCGCCGCCCACUGUCAGCUGCCAGGCCAACAACUUCUCCUCCGUCCCCCCGGGACUCCCAGCCGGCGCCCGCCGCCUCUUCCUGCAGAACAACGUCAUCAGGGCGCUGCGGGCGGGCACCUUCGGGCCCAGCACUGUCACCCUCUGGCUCUACUCCAACAACAUCUCCUCCAUCCAGCCGGGCACCUUCCGACACCUGCCCGCCCUGGAGGAGCUCGACCUGGGUGACAAUCCCCACCUCCGUGUCCUGGCCCCUGACACCUUCCGUGGCCUCCGGCGCCUCCAGGCCCUGCACCUCUACAGGUGCCAGCUGGCCAGCCUGCCCAGUACCAUCUUCCGUGGCCUCCACAGCCUCCAGUACCUCUAUCUGCAGGAGAAUGGGCUGCUCUACCUCCAGGACGACCUUUUUGCAGACCUGGCCAACCUGAGCCACCUCUUCCUGCACGGGAACCGGCUGCGGGCACUGUCGGAGGGGGUGUUCCGGGGGCUGCCCAGCCUGGACCGGCUGCUGCUGCACGCCAACCGCCUGGCCACCAUCCACCGCCGGGCCUUCGCGGGGCUGGGCCGCCUCACCAUCCUCUACCUGUUCAACAACAGCCUCUCUGCCCUGCCCGGGGACCCGCUGGCCGCCCUGCCCUCCCUGCAGUUCCUGCGCCUCAACGCCAACCCCUGGGCCUGCGACUGCCGCGCUCGCAGCCUCUGGGCCUGGUUCCGCCGCACCCGGGUCUCCAGCUCCCCCGUGCCCUGCGCCAGCCCCGCAAACCGCCGGGGCUCCGACCUGCGACACCUCCGCCCCCGCGACUUCGACGCCUGCUCCGACGACGACGACGACAACGACGACAGGGGUGGCCGCGGGGACGAUGGUGGCAACGGCCAUGGCGUGAUGGGCACCCCCGGGCGGGCGCGGGGCCGCCCCGGACCUCUCCCGGCCGCCCCUCCCUCUGCCUUCUAUCGCGACGGGCUGCCCCCGCACGACCUGCGGGGACCCCAGCCCCGGCCGCCACCCCCCUCCCGUGACUCCCGCGGCCCCCCCGGGGACAGUCCCACUGCCACCGCCCCCCGGCAGUACCCUACCUUCCUGCCCCUCCUGGUUCUGCUCCUGCCCUGGCUCUGA
Molecule: messenger RNA, 1255 nt
Organism: Calypte anna (Anna's hummingbird)
Lineage: Eukaryota; Metazoa; Chordata; Aves; Apodiformes; Trochilidae
Gene: RTN4RL2
Product: reticulon 4 receptor like 2
Exons: 4
Coding region: 20-1255 (411 amino acids)
Cellular component (GO): plasma membrane
Molecular function (GO): protein binding
Source: RefSeq, a predicted model, not a curated record